AUGCCCGGAAAGAAGACCAACAGCAGCUCUUACAGCUCUUCCAGAGAAGCACCCAAAGGAAGCUACACUCUCAAUGUUGAAGACUACGACGCAAAAGAUGAGGCCACCCGCAAGAGCAACAACAAAAAGGCACCAACCCUCUCCAAAUCCAAAUCAAGUGUUCCCUUCGAAAGUAAACCCCCAAAGAAAUCUGACGGAAAACGCGGUGAUCUGGUUCGCAGCUCAACAUCUUGA
Messenger RNA from Botrytis fragariae, 234 nucleotides. RefSeq lists its product as uncharacterized. Bases 1 to 234 code for a protein of 77 amino acids. The transcript is spliced from 2 exons. Lineage: Eukaryota; Fungi; Ascomycota; Leotiomycetes; Helotiales; Sclerotiniaceae. The record is from RefSeq and is a predicted model, not a curated record.